Messenger RNA from Tuber aestivum (summer truffle), 1051 nucleotides. The record is from the annotation of a GenBank genome assembly. NCBI's taxonomy places the organism in Eukaryota, Fungi, Ascomycota, Pezizomycetes, Pezizales, Tuberaceae.
GUCAGCGGGGCAUACUGUGCAGCCACGCAUGCUUGCACAACACCCUCCACCUCUCGACCCGCCAAUCCCUUUCCCUUCCCUUCCCUUCCCUUCACUCCCUCCCUCCUUCCCUCUGAGCUUCCUCCCCACCCCUUCCUCUCCUCCCGCCCCCUCCCUUGAGCAUAAGCGGCAAACAAACAUUCAUCGCUGGCAAACACGCAAACAUUGACAGAGUGCCCUCCCCUUCCCCCCCCUCUCCCCCAUCCACCUCCUUCCAUAUUUUCGGGCAAGCAUCCUGACCCUUUCCUUCAUUCCUACACCAGACAAUCUAAUCCCAUCAAACAUGGACCCAACCGCGAACCCCUCCGCUGAGCUCGAGUCUCCCGAGCGCGAUGGGACAACCACCCACACCAUGCCCCCAUCCGACCAGCCCCCUCCCGACGUAACUGCUUCAUCUUCUGCUCCUGCUCCCGCUCAUCCUGCGAAAUGUAGUUGCUUCUCCAAUUUCCUCCUCUAGGCUCUCCCCGCGGAACGGAUUGCUAAUUGAUCUUGUGGAUAUAGCCGGCAGCGCCCUUAACGAAAAAUUGAAGAAGUUCUUCUCCCCCCACUUCCCCCCUUUGCUAGCAAAGAUCAGGGGAAAGGGUAAAGAGAAGGAGAAGAACAAAGCCGCUGAUCCUGCUACCGUGGGUGUACCCAUGGCUCAAAGAGAUGAUCAGGAGGAAGCCCACGCUACGAAGAAGGGCUUGGAUACUUCCCCCAAGAGUCUUCUCAGAAGGAUGACUCGGAGCUCGAAAAAAUAAUUGGCAAUAUACGGGAUAGUUUUCGAGUGCUGUAAUUCUGGGGGUAUGGAUAAUCGCUUACUUGGAGUAAUCGGGGAUGUGUUAUGGAGGCCAUUUUUGCUCUUUUCUCUCCCCUCUCUUUCUCUUUCUCCUUCUCGCGAAAACAAGUUCCGUUGCUUUCUUAUAUCCUUCAACAUACCUUUAGCCAGGCCACACUCUGCAAUCCCCUCUAAUUUGUCUUUUCUCCAUAAUGUUACCUUUAGAUGUAAUGCGAUACUUAUGAUACUAAAAUU